Messenger RNA from Phacochoerus africanus (Common warthog), 7846 nucleotides. It is a transcript of the gene SVIL, whose product is annotated as supervillin. The transcript is spliced from 40 exons. Gene Ontology annotation, cellular component: actin cytoskeleton; cytoplasm. The coding region runs from base 16 to 6921 and encodes 2301 amino acids. Lineage: Eukaryota; Metazoa; Chordata; Mammalia; Artiodactyla; Suidae. The record is from RefSeq and is a predicted model, not a curated record. Gene Ontology annotation, biological process: cytoskeleton organization; actin filament severing; barbed-end actin filament capping. Gene Ontology annotation, molecular function: actin filament binding; phosphatidylinositol-4,5-bisphosphate binding.
AAUAGCAACGCAGCCAUGGAUAUCUGUUUGAACAAGAACAACUUCAGCGUCAUUGGAUUCCCACGUCAAAGAAAAGUUCCAAGCUUUCAGAAAGAGUUCUUGCUUGAAGACAAAGAACAGCUUGCCAACCACAACAGAGGAAUCGACCCUCAGCUUUUAAGUGCCCUUCCUAAAGUUGCAGAAUUAAGAAAAAUCUUCGAACCAAAGAAGGAAAAACUUUCAGAAAUGAAAAGGAAAGAAAGAAUCGCCAGGCGCCUGGAAGGCAUCGAAACCGACACCCAGCCCAUCCUCCUGCAGAGCUGCGCGGGCUUAGUGACGCAUCGGCUCCUGGAGGAGGACACGCCCAGAUACAUGCGGGCCACAGACCCUGCCAGCCCGCACAUCGGCCGAUCCAAUGAAGAGGAAGAAACUUCGGACUCUUCAUCAGAGAAGCCGACUCAAUCCAAACCCUGCUCGGAAACCUCGGGCAUCCGCGCUGACCCCCCCUAUGGUUCCAGUACCAUGAACACCCAGAGCCUUGAGUCCAAAGCUGAAAGAAUCGCCAGGUACAAAGCAGAGAGGAGGCGGCAGCUGGCAGAAAAGUACGGGCUGACCCUGGAGCCUGAGGCAGACUCGGAUUCUCCAUCUCGAUUCGCCAAGUCCAGGAGGGACCCCGAGGCAGCAGAGAGAAGGGGAGGAAAAGGUGACCGGCCAGCGGAGUCAAGCAAAGAUCAGGGCUCUGCCUACUCCAGGACAGAGGUCCCAGGGCUCAGGCCCGGCGUGGCCGAGUCCAGGGACUAUGCCGUCCACCAGAGUGACAGUGUUUCCAACACAGAGAUGCUGCUCAACGUUGAAAACCAAAGACGAGGUCCAGAGCCCGCCAGGGAGAGCUCCUCAUCCUUCCUGUUCUCCAGCGAAGUACCGCGGUCCCCAAAGCAGAUGCACGGUGUGUCUGUCCCGUCGCCAGGGCCACCGGCCUCCCCAAGCCACUCCACAGGUGACCUGUCCCUCCCCACCGAGGCUCGAGCCAGUCCCGGGAAACCCACAUAUGAGUGGUUUCUCCAGAAAGAUUCCGAAGGGGACACACCUUCUCUUAUCAACUGGCCUUCCAGAGUUAAAGUUAGAGAAAAAUUGGUGAGAGAGGAGAGCGCUCGGAGCAGCCCCGAACUCGCCUCGGAGUCCCUAACUCAGAGGAGACACCAGCCAGCGCCAGGCCAUCCGCUGGCCUUUCAGUCGGAAAACUCCGCCUUCGAGAGGGUCUCGGGCAGGGUGGCCGGCUCAGCCCGACAGCCCAUCCGAGGCUACGUCCAGCCGGCCGAUACCAUUCACACCAUCACUCUGGUGACGUCGGACACCCCCGCACACACCCCUGAGUCCGGCUGGGUGGGGCCAGCCGCCCGUGAUGUCACAGAACCUCCCGCCUCGAAGGUUCUAGAAGGCGAGCAGAGCGCUACCCCAGCUCUCCAUAUCAGUGAAUCAAAAGGAGAAGAAGAGGUGUCUUUUUCGGAAGGUCUCAAGAAAGGUGGGAAAACGCUUGUAGCUUUGGAGGAUCAUGGCCUCGGGAGAAGCCGGGAGGACCGGCCUGGAGCCAGGGACAUGAAUGAACCUGUGAGAAGCACCGUCACCUUGGAAACGGGGAACGAACCAGAAAGCCCUGUCCGCCCACCUCCCGCUCAGCACUCGCCACCGCCACCGCCGCCGCCAGAGAGGACCGGCAGGAGCGAGAUGGUGGUGUACGUGCAGAGCGAGUCUGGACCCCAAGGUCCCAAAAAGGAGGCGUCCACCAGGAAGCACAAGGUCCUCACCCGCUCCCUGUCUGACUACACGGGCCCCCCUCAGCUUCAGGCCCUGAAGGCCAAGGCCGUGGUGUCCAAGCCAGACCCAGAGCCGCAGAGGUCCAAGGCUGAGCUGGAGAUGGGCCAGCUAGACACCAAGGUCUCUGUCGCCCAGCUGCGUAACGCCUUCUUGGAGUCAGCCAGUGCCAGCAAGAAACCUGAACUCCAUCCCCGGGUUGAGAGGUCAAGCAAAGGAGUUGGCUUGCCUACCUGUGUGGAGCGGGAGAGAGGGCCCCGGAAACCGAGACGCUAUUUCUCUCCUGGUGAAAGUAGAAAGACUUCUGAGAGAUUUAGAACCCAGCCCAUAACCUCAGCAGAACGAAAGGAGACGGAUAGGUCGACGUCACAUUCAGAAAUGCCAGCUGCGGAGGAUGAAGAAAAGGUCGAUGAGCGAGCCAGGCUGAGUGUUGCUGCAAAGAGACUGCUUUUCAAGGAAAUGGAAAAAUCAUUUGAUGAGAAAAAUGUCCCAAAGCGCCGCUCUAGGAACGCGGCUGUGGAGCAAAGGCUGCGGCGUCUGCAGGACCGAUCCCACACCCAGCCCGUCACCACCGAAGAAGUGGUCAUCGCAGCCACUGAACCUCUCCCUGCUUCGCGCUCUGUGGCCACCCACCCUGUAAUGACAAGACAUCCUAGUCCCACUGUAGCUCAGAGUCCCGUGCAGCCGGCCAGAUUGCAGGCAUCUGCUCACCAAAAGGCCUUAGCCAGAGACCAGGCAAACGAGGGCAAUGAUCUUGCUGACCAGGGUGAACCUGACUCCUCCACUCUGAGCUUAGCAGAGAAGUUGGCCUUGUUUAACAAACUGUCCCAGCCGGUCUCAAAAGCCAUUUCGACGCGGAACAGAUUGGACAUGAGACAGAGGAGGAUGAACGCUCGCUAUCAAACCCAGCCGGUCACGCUUGGAGAGGUGGAGCAGGUGCAAAGUGGCAAGCUCAUCCCUUUCUCACCCACUGUGAACACAUCCGUGUCCACCGUGGCACCUACCGCCACCCCGAUGUACGCAGGGAAUCUUCGGACAAAGCCCCCAGUGGAUGACAGCUCCGUGGCCACUGAGCAGAAGUUUCCUUCUUCACUAGAAAAUUCAGACUCUCCCAUCCGAAGCAUCCUGAAAUCCCAAGCCUGGCAGCCUGCAGCCGAGGGGAGUGGGAGCAGAGGAAUGUUGAGAGAACUUGAAGAGACAGAGAACAAGGGAGUCUUGACAGGUGGAGACAGUGGUCAGGUUACAAAGUUCGGGUCUUUUGAAGAAGCAGAGCCGUCCUAUCCCAUCCUUCACAGAGUCCGGGAAGGUGACAGCCAUAAAGAGCCCAUGUAUGCUGAUCGCAGAAAGGGAAGCCUGGAGCUGGCUCAUCCUCCCAUUGCCCAGCCUGGUGAUGAACUGAAGGAAUUUUCCACUGCAAAAAGCCCUGCACAGGGCAGUGCUGACUGGAAGGACAGGCAGCUCUUUGAAGAGAAGGUGGACAUAGAGAAUGUCACAAAGAGGAAGUUUUCGCUGAGAGCGGCAGAGUUUGGGGAGUCCCCUUCUGAGCAGAGGGGCGCAGCUACCGGGAAACCGGUUGCUCCAACUGCAACCCCCACGUCCUGGAAGCAACAGGAUCUCUCAGAACAGCCGCAGGAGAAGCACCAUCGGAGUCCCUGCGCGAUGUUUGCUGCUGGAGAGAUCAAAGCCCCAGCGGUGGAGGGGAUCCUGGACUCGCCCAGCAAAACCAUGUCCAUUAAAGAAAGAUUAGCACUGUUGAAGAAGAGUGGUGAGGAAGAUUGGAGAAACCGACUUACCAGGAAGCAGGAGUAUGGCAAGGCGUCUGUCACCAGCAGCCUGCACAUCCAAGAAACGGAACAGUCACUCAAGAAGAAGGAAGAAGGAGGAUUUACAGAUGAUAAUGCCAUUUCUAAUCUGCUUUGGGAACCUGUAUAUGCUUCUACUUAUUCUCCUGCUAUACCUGCUGCCCAUAAAUACCUGUCUUUUGUUUCUAUUAAUCAGCGGGUCACAGAAAGUCGAGAGAGUCAGAUGACCAUCGAAGAGAGAAAGCACCUCAUCACCGGGAGAGAAGACGCCUGGAAGGCCCGGGGCAAAGGGGCUGCCAACGAUUCCACCCAGUUUACCGUGGCUGGCAGGAUGGUGAAACGAGGUCUGGCAUCCCCCACCGCCAUCACCCCAGUAGCCUCCCCUAUUUGCAGUAAGCCGAGGGGCACGACGCCAGUUUCCAAACCCCUGGAAGAUAUCGAAGCCAGACCAGACAUGCAGUUGGAAUCGGACCUCAAGUUGGACAGGCUGGAAACCUUUCUAAGAAGGUUGAAUAACAAAGUUGGUGGGAUGCAAGAAACGGUCCUCACGGUCACGGGCCAGUCUGUGAAAGAGGUGAUGAAGCCGGAUGAUGACGAAACCUUUGCCAAGUUUUACCGCAGCAUGGAUUCUGCUGUCCCGAGAAGCCCCGUGGAGCUGGACGAGGACUUCGAUGUCAUUUUUGAUCCUUAUGCCCCCAAGUUGACCUCCUCAGUGGCUGAGCACAAGCGUGCCGUGAGGCCCAAGCGUCGGGUCCAGGCUUCCAAAAACCCCCUGAAAAUGCUGGCCGCAAGAGAAGACCUCCUCCAGGAAUACACCGAGCAGAGGUUGAACGUGGCCUUCGUGGAAUCAAAGCGGAUGAAAGUAGAGAAGAUGUCCUCCAACUCCAACUUCUCCGAGGUCACCCUGGCGGGUUUAGCCAGCAAAGAAAACUUCAGCAGCGUCAGCCUGCGAAGCGUCAACCUGACAGAACAAAACUCCAACAACAGUGCUGUGCCCUACAAGAAGCUCAUGUUGUUACAGAUUAAAGGACGAAGACACGUGCAGACCAGGCUGGUGGAGCCUCGUGCCUCCUCCCUCAACAGCGGGGACUGCUUCCUCCUGCUCUCCCCCCACCACUGCUUCCUGUGGGCGGGAGAGUUUGCCAACGUCAUAGAGAAGGCCAAGGCCUCGGAACUCGCAACUUUAAUCCAGACCAAGCGGGAACUUGGGUGUAGAGCUACUUACAUCCAAACCAUUGAAGAAGGCAUUAAUACACACACGCAUGCAGCCAAAGACUUCUGGAAGCUCCUGGGUGGCCAAACCAGUUACCAGACUGCUGGAGACCCCAAGGAAGAUGAGCUGUACGAAACAGCCAUAAUAGAAACCAACUGCAUUUACCGUCUGAUGGAUGACAAACUCGUUCCUGACGACGACUACUGGGGGAAGAUUCCCAAGUGCUCCCUCCUGCAGUCUAAAGAGGUACUGGUGUUUGAUUUUGGGAGCGAAGUUUACGUGUGGCAUGGGAAAGAAGUCACAUUAGCACAGCGGAAAAUAGCCUUUCAGCUGGCAAAGCACUUGUGGAAUGGGACCUUUGACUACGAGAAUUGUGACAUCAACCCACUGGAUCCUGGAGAAUGCAACCCGCUCAUUCCCAGAAAAGGACAGGGGCGGCCUGAUUGGGCCAUCUUUGGGAGACUUACAGAACACAAUGAGACGAUUCUGUUCAAAGAGAAAUUUCUCGAUUGGACGGAGCUGAAGAGACCUAACGAGAAGAAUGCAGGCGAACUUGCCCAGCAGAAGGACGAUCCGAGGGCGGAGGUCAAGCCUUACGACGUGACGCGGAUGGUGCCGCCGCCUCCCCAGACGACGGCGGGCACCGUGCUGGACGGGGUCAACGUGGGGCGGGGCUACGGCCUGGUGAAAGGAGACGACCAGAGGCAGUUUGAGAUUGCCAGCGUGUCCGUGGACGUCUGGCACAUCCUGGAAUUCGACUACAGCCGGCUACCCAAACAGAGCAUCGGCCAGUUCCACGAGGGGGACGCCUAUGUGGUCAAGUGGAAGUUCACCGUGAGCACAGCAGUGGGAAGUCGGCAGAGGGGGGAGCAUUCGGUCAGGGUGGCCGGCAAAGAGAAGUGUGUCUACUUCUUCUGGCAAGGCCGGCAGUCGACUGUGAGCGAGAAGGGCACAUCGGCUCUGAUGACAGUGGAGCUGGACGAAGAAAGGGGAGCCCAGGUCCAGGUUCUCCAGGGAAAGGAGCCCCCGUGUUUCCUGCAGUGUUUCCAGGGGGGCAUGGUGGUGCACUCUGGGAGACGGGAGGAGGAGGAAGAAAACACACAAAGCGAGUGGAGGUUGUACUGUGUGCGUGGAGAGGUGCCCAUUGAGGGCAACUUGCUGGAGGUGGCCUGUCACUGCAGCAGCCUGAGGUCCAGGACAUCCAUGGUUGUCCUCAACGUCCAUAAAGCCCUCAUCUACCUGUGGCACGGAUGCAAAGCCCAGGCCCACACGAAGGAGGUCGGAAGGACUGCGGCAAAUAAAAUCAAGGAACAAUGUCCCCUAGAGGCAGGGCUGCACAGUAGCAGCAAAGUGACAAUUCACGAAUGUGACGAAGGGUCAGAGCCCUUGGGGUUCUGGGAUGCAUUGGGGCGGAGAGACCGGAAAGCCUACGACUGCAUGCUUCAAGAUCCUGGAAAUUUUAACUUCACACCCCGCCUGUUCAUCCUCAGCAGCUCUUCUGGUGAUUUCUCAGCCACGGAGUUCAUGUACCCUGCCCGAGACCCCUCUGUGGUCAAUUCCAUGCCCUUCUUGCAGGAAGACCUGUACAGCGCCCCCCAGCCAGCACUUUUCCUCGUGGACAAUCACCACGAGGUGUACCUCUGGCAAGGCUGGUGGCCCAUCGAGAACAAGAUCACCGGCUCCGCCCGCAUCCGCUGGGCUUCCGACCGGAAGAGCGCCAUGGAGACGGUGCUGCAGUACUGCCGAGGAAAAAACAUCAAGAAGCCGCCCCCCAAGUCUUACCUCAUCCACGCUGGUCUAGAACCCCUGACCUUCACCAACAUGUUUCCCAGCUGGGAGCACAGAGAAGACAUCGCAGAAAUCACGGAAAUGGACACGGAAGUUUCUAACCAGAUCACCCUGGUGGAGGAUGUCCUGGCCAAGCUCUGUAAGACCAUCUACCCCCUGGCCGACCUUCUGGCCAGGCCACUGCCCGAGGGGGUUGAUCCUCUGAAGCUGGAGAUUUAUCUCACAGAUGAAGACUUUGAGUUUGCACUAGACAUGACCCGAGAGGAAUACAGUGCACUGCCCGCCUGGAAGCAGGUGAACCUGAAGAAAGCAAAAGGUCUGUUCUGAGUGACGAGAGAUGCUGGCGGAACCCCAUGGUCACGUUCCACUGGGCCAGGAUGUUUUGCAGAGCUGGGGAGGGAGGGGUCAGUCUUUUAAAAAAAGAUUUUUUUUUUUUUCAUCGGCGUCUUCAAAACAUGAAGUGACCAGCUCUCCUGCUUGUUUGGGAGUUGUGUAUUUUGUAAAUGUUUCUGAGAACUCUUUGGAUCCACUGUUUUCCACGAUUCAGCAGGCGAUGUUCCUACGGUACCCGAGUCCCUCUGUGCACUUAAGCAGCAGGUCCUUGGCUGUGGCCGUGACCCUGCCCUCCUGCUCCAGGGAAGCGUUGCCUCAUUUUUUUUUUGGUUUUUUUUGGAAGCGGUUCUCUUUAUAAAGUGUUAUUUUGAUAGUUUGUGGAUUCUAAAAUAUAUAUAUAUUUAUAUAAACACCAUAUAAAUCAAAUAUGUAUUUAACGAAGCAAUAUGUAUUCAUUCACUUUUAAGAUUUUUUUUUUUUUUUUUGGUGUCAAAAGAAUAGUAAAAGGUAGCUGGAGUUGCUUCUAUGGAGUUAGUUCUGCCACCGAGGUGGACUUUCACAUGUGUUCAGAAGCAUCUCCUUCGCAUUAAGCCUGACUCGUUCUGAGUACUACUUGCGGUGCUAAGGUGAACAAAGAAUUUACAUGUCCUGACACAGGCUCACAAGACCCUGUGUGAGGCCACCUUGCUUCCUUACUGUGCCCUGCCCCAAAUGUAUAGUGCCUUGUUUUAUGUACAGUUUCUAUACAGAAAAGUUGGCUCUGCAUUUUUUGACGAUGGUUUGAAACAUUACCAUUUUACUCUAAAAUAGUAGAAAUUUAAAAAAAAGAAAAACCUCAAUUUCUCAUACCUGUUGUACACAUGAAACGUGUCAUUUGGCGCUGGAGGACUCCAAAAUAAAAGCUUCAGAAUAAACACGA